AUGGCUGCGCGAAUACUGGGGCGCGACCUCCCAGCCUCCCGCAUCCAUUGCCUGUACCAUUACCCAUGCCAUGAUGGCGUUUUUGCAGCACUAGCGCUGCAGCAGUACUAUUCCAAGUGCAAUGUACCGGUGGUGUGGGUGCCACACACCACCUUUAAGCCUCUCGCGCCCUCGAGCCUGGGCAUCAAGUCUGACGACCUCGUGUACCUGCUCGACUUCUCCGGACCACCGGGUUUCGUCGACGCCCUGGCCGCUCAGCACCCCAAGCGGGUGAUCGUGCUGGACCAUCACAAGACCGCCGCCGCGGACCUGGCGCGACCCGAGAUCCGGGGGCUGGAGGGCGUUGAGAUCCUGUUUGACAUGCACCGCAGCGGCGCCAUGAUCUCCCACGACUACUUCCAGCCGCUGGACCUGCCACCUAGGGUGACUGCCGUGUACGAGUAUGUCCAGGACGCAGACCUGUGGACGUGGAAGCUGCCCGGCAGUCGCGCCUUCCACGCCGGCCUCGCGGCGGCGGGCAUGGAGUACGACCCGAACCUCAACCGGAGCCUGUGGUCCGACCUGCUGGCAAUUGACCCAGAGGAGGUGCGCCGCGCCGGCGAGGCACGCCUGGCGGCGCAAGAGGGAAGGGUGCAGGCCGCGCUGGCGGGGGCCAUCCCCGUGCGGCUGGGCCCCGCAGAUGGGCCGCUGGGCGCUGCCCAGGGCCUGGCCACCGUGCUGGAUGACGGGGACGGCGAGGGGCGCAGCGUGCGCAGCGUGCUGGGCAACGCCCUGGCCGCCGCGGCAGGGGGCCGCGCCGCGCCCUUCCUGCCCGUGGGCGUGGUGGCGUACCGCGAAGAGGGCAUGGCGGGGCACAGCCUGAAGCUGAGCCUGCGAUCGCGGGGAGGUGUGGACGUGAGCGGGCUGGCGGCCGCCCUGGGUGGAGGUGGGCAUGCGGCGGCCGCCUCGGCCGUCGUGCCCGCCGCCGACUUCCAGGCGCAGUGGGUGGGGUUGGCGCAGGGCCCGAGCACUUGA
This is a messenger RNA of Auxenochlorella protothecoides, 1014 nucleotides long. RefSeq lists its product as hypothetical. The record is from RefSeq and is a predicted model, not a curated record. The transcript has 3 exons. Lineage: Eukaryota; Viridiplantae; Chlorophyta; Trebouxiophyceae; Chlorellales; Chlorellaceae. The coding region runs from base 1 to 1014 and encodes 337 amino acids.